AGGCAUACAGCCAGCGAGCACCUUGUAGUAGGGUUUUCUUUAGCUGAUCGAAGUAGAAGAAACAACUGAGUUCGGAGCGAAAGGAUCUAGGAGUGUUUUAGCUAUGGAAAUCUAUUCUAGCAUGAAGAUUCUUGAUGAUUUAGAUUUCAAAAGCUGGAUGGAUUGGAAACUAAAUAUGGAACUUGUCUUUGGUUUGAUGGAUUUGGACUUUGCCCUUCGUGAAGACGAACCCGAGAAGCCUACUGUCACUAGCUCUUCUUCAGCCAUAGCUCAGUAUGAAAAAUGGGAGAGAAGUAAUCGAUUAAGCCUUCUAAUGAUGAGAAAGAAAAUGCAUGAUGGUCUAUAUGCACUUGUUCCUGUGACAGACUAUGGUAAUAAUGCUAAACAAUUUUUUGCUGCCCUUGAGGAGUUAUUUCUGAAAAUUGAGAAAGCUAAGCACUUUGAGAAGAAAACCAAGUUACUAAGGAUAUAUGGUGGUGAAGGGAUUGAAUAUGAAGGCGAAGGGAGUUUGACCAACCAGAUUUUGAGAUUAUCCAGUUUUGGCUAUAGGUUGAGAACUGCAGGAGUAUCUGUUUCUGAUGAAUUGAUUGUUGAAGGAGUAAUUGGUGCUCUCCCUACAGAAAAGUUUACCAAUCUCCAGAUUAACUACGAUCUGUCCAAGGAAAAAUGGGGAAUGGUCGACUUAAUAUGCAAGUGUGAAAGAGCAGAGAGUGUGCAUCGUAUGAUCAUGAUGAAUAGAGAUGAUUCAGCUUCUUGUGAUAGAGAAUGGAUUGGGAAUGGUCAGCCAGAAGAAAAGAUGAAAGGGAAAAGAUGCUUUAGUUGUGGAAGAACAGGACAUUUAAAGAAGGACUGUAAGCGGAUCAGCAGCCGGUAAAUAUUUUUGAUGGAAGGUAGAGCCCAAAUGCAUGUAUUUAUCUUGAACAAAAGUUAAAACAGAUAUGAUGCUCCGGCGAUGGGUUGACGACCAAAAUAAACCUGACAUGUCGUUUUGUACGAACGACGAAAGCUUGAAAAUUAGAGAGUGGCUGAGGCGUGGUUGAUCUUCUUUUGCCGCCAAAAGCUGAUCAGAAACCUGUAUCCUUCUUUACUCUACUAUCUCCUUCUUCUGCUUCCUUAUCUUUUCGUUUGGGCUCUACUUUUUAUUGGUUUUGGGAAGUUGACAGUUCGUAUUUGGCCACUUCCAUUGACUGUAAUAUCGAAAGUCGAGGUUAGCUUAAUUAAUCUUUUAAAAAUAAAUUAAAUCUUAUCUUAUGGGCCAGUUCCAUAAAAAGUAGAAUAUGUACUUGCAUUAUAUGUAUAAUAUAGUAUAUGGCACGUGCGUGGUGGAUGAGCAUAGUGCCAAGAUGACAAAAAGGAACUUGUUGGCUCACUUGGCUUGGUUUUACAAACUGAAAUAAACUAGAGAAAGAAAUUAGUACAUUAA
Jatropha curcas is the source of this 1423-nucleotide messenger RNA. RefSeq lists its product as uncharacterized. The record is from RefSeq and is a predicted model, not a curated record. Gene Ontology annotation, molecular function: nucleic acid binding; zinc ion binding. NCBI's taxonomy places the organism in Eukaryota, Viridiplantae, Streptophyta, Magnoliopsida, Malpighiales, Euphorbiaceae.